AUGCUCGGUGCGAGCAGCAGCGAGGAAGAUGAUGACGAUUUUGGAAAUGAAGAACCGGAGGUUUUUAUUCUUUUUCCUUAAGCACUGACUUAGAUUUACAUCUUUUUUUCGCAAUAAGAGGGAGCUUUUUUGACCAUAGUCGUCCAAAUAUAGGAAAAGUACGUUCCAAAAGGACAUUUUUGGUUUGAAAUUCAUUUUCCGUGGCUCAAAUAUCGCCCGUCAUUUCCAUUUCGCGAAAUUUAUUGCUACAGGGCCUCUCCUCAAGUGCUUCUCAUUUCGGGGCGAUGCUGAAAUGAUUCAAACCAAAAAAAAACAUGCAAGAAAAGGGAUUUAUUUUUCCGUUGCUUAGUGAGGAUAAAAUGCUUUUUUUUUUCUCUUCACUUUUUUGAUGUCUUUUGUGAUUUAUAAGAUCGGGAAAAAGAGAAGAUUUUUUCAAGGCUUUUUCGUAAGAGAGAGAAGAGCACCUUCUGAAGAAAAAAAUAGAACCUGAAAAAUUUCACAAUGAUGAAAAAAACAAUGAAAAAAAUCUCUGGUUUCUAUUGAAGUUUGAAUAAUAAAUUCAAGGCUAACUGCACGUUUUAAAUAAUCUAUUUCAUUUUUUUCGAAGUCUUCAAAAAAAUUUUUUUCAAAGAUGUGUAAAUAAAAAAAUUUGAAAUUAAAAACGAGUUGGAAAAAUUGAAAAAAAUCUCAAAAAGCCCUCAUGACAGAAAAAUUUUUUUGCUGUUUUUGUGUUUUUUUUCCGUUUUUUCGUGGAACCUUGUUGUUUAAUUUCAGUCAAACACAUCAGAAAUUAUGAAAUAUUUCUUGGAAAGUUCUGUGUCGAUUUUGACUUUUCAGGUGAAAACUGAACUCAGUUCUGAGUUUAAAAAAAACUAUUAACUCAUUACUAAACAAGUCAGGUUCCACAGACCCAUUUUUCUUGUUUCCUGGAGUUUUAUGAAGGGUUAAAAACAGGUAGAUGCUUCCAGGUGCUGCACACGACAUCGAAGAAGCGGUCGCUGCUCAGCGGAGCCAUCUCGCCGCGGAGCAGCUCUCCGGCCCCGUCGGACUCGGUCUCACAGACCAACUCCCUGAAAAGGAACAACUCCAGCAGCACCUACCGACGCAAAGACUCGGCCCAGAGUCAGACCCCAGCCAGAUCGGUAAUUUUCUUCCUAACAAAAAAGAAGAUAAUUGCACUAAAAUUUGAAACUUCUGAAAAUUCGCCCAAAACAUUUUUAAAGGGUAGGUGGAGACUCCUCAUCGUUCGGGGUUUCGCGUUAAAGUGAUUCAUGGUCUGUUGAACGAAAACUUUGAAAAUCAGAUUUCAAAAACUAGCAGCUUGCACAGUAACCAUUCGGAAGAUUGAUCUUCUGAAAAUAUUUUAGGAAUAAAUCGUAAAUUACAAUGACUUUUUUCGUUCUAAAAAGACGUUUUACCGUGAUAUAAUUCUUCCGCCACUUCUUGAAACCGACUGAACUAUCUGCGUCUCUUUUCCAUCGGUCAUAGAAACAUGAAAACAUCCCGUAAACAAAAUAAGGUUGCCAAGAGAAAAAAAGAGCGCAGAAAUAUCAGAAAGUUUCAAGUAUUGACCGAUGUAAUAUUUUCUUUUUAUUAUUCUUUUAUACCCAAGCUUCACCGGUUGUUACCUUUAGAAAGCUGCAGCUUGAAAAAAAAAAACUUUUCCAAACUUUUUCCUUUAGAUCGAAAUCCCAGUCUCAUCAGGAGUUGUGAUAAAUUUCCAAAAACCAUUAUUAGUAGCUUCAAAAAUUUUUAAUCUCAUUAUCAUUCCUACAAAAUUCCAGCCGAUGAGAAUGGCGGCGCCGUCCCCAAUACAGGUAGGAAUGCGAAUGAACCACUAACACUGUUUUUUAACCUUGAGGAUUGAUCAACUUUCCCCACGAAUGUUAUGAAUUUGACUGAUUAGAUGUGUUGUCCUUCAUGCAACCCCAGAUAUGAUAUGAAGCCUCUGAGGUUAUGUUUUCUUUUGGGAAAUGGGUGCUUCUCAAUACUUCACGGUUUUUGUAGGUCUGAUUAGUUUCCUAAAGAUAUCGUUAGACCUUCUUUUUUUUUCAAAACCGCGACAGGUUGUUUUGAGAGUUUGUUUUAGACUGUUCAGAGACGAUGUUGUCUAGCAUGGCCUGAAAAAAAAAACUAAUUUUUAUUACUUCUCCGUCACACAGUUUGAGUGUGAGAUGAAGUAUUUCUUAAUUUUCCAUAGAAUUUUUAUUUCCUUGGAAUCUUUAUCAGAAGAUUCAUGCACGUCUAGACUCUCUGUCAAAAAAUACUAGAACCGGCUAUACGAAAAGAUAAUUGUAAAAGUCAGAGUUUUUACUCCCGAUGCUGUAUUUUCAAGUGUGUCCGAUCCUGAUUAAUUGUACGAAAUGUUAUAUUCCUCGCAUCCUUUCUUCCCAAAUUUGCAUGUUACUAACAACUGGUUUUGUUAGAAAGGAAAAAAAAACCAAUUUUUGGAAUAUCGCAUUCUAACCCAGACAAUAACUCAUUCACGUUGGACAAACAAGAAUGAAGAAAAAAAAGGGUCCGCAACACUUUUUUGCCCCCAUGCGAUAAUAGCUUUUGCUCCAAUUUAUAGGGAACAAAAAUAAGGAAUUUCUUGUCCCUUCGCAUGUCGUUGGUUGAUGGUUGGCAACAUGACUAACGAAUGCGCAUAUCUACUUAUAUGUAUAAUUUCCAUUUGCCAUGACUUGUGACGUGUACGAAAGGGCGAUUAGGCCAAUAUUUGAACUUCAACGGAGAAAAACGCGACGCGAAUGCGACGCUCUGAAAUAUUCCACGAGACCUUGGCAAAUGAAUGAUCCACUUUUUUUUCUGAGCAGCGCUCGAAGUUGAAAAAGAAUGCUUGGAAGGCUUUGGAGACAGGUUACGGUAGUGCACAAGUCUGCUAAAGGUUGUGUUGUUUGAAAAGAAGCAAAGACAACGUAUUGAAUUUUGACCGCUAAUCCCUUUUUAUGGUGAUCGUCUAUGUCUUACGUUUCACUGACCUCCAGGAAAACUAUGGAAGCCUUAAACUGCGGACUUUUGUGACACCCUAACCUUCCAUCAAUGGAAAAGCUCGAAAAGAGACAUUUGAAACAUUUUCAGGCGCGGACAGUGUCUACAGUAUCCCGGCCGGUCCUUCAAUCGUCGCAGGAUAUCAGUGGCGAUGAGGAUUAUGACCAGGAAGCCACGACGCAAGCCGAACACGACGAAGAGCCCAGUUUAAGCAAGGAGGAACAGGAGCGGAUACGGUAAGAAGCAGUGGAGACUGUGGACGAUGAAAUAUUUAGGAGGGGGAUAUCUACUUUGGAAAGAUACGAUCUAUAUAGCUUUAAUAUUUUUAGCGUCUUCGAACGGAAAAUCUUUACAACUUGAGCCUUUAGAAACAUUGUAAAACUCUGUUUGCUUUGCUGAUUGGAAAUGAAAAUCGCUGAAAAACUGGAUCCAAACCGGUGCUCGCGUCUCUCAUACAGAAAAUUUCAAUAAAACUCAUUUUUGCAGAUUUUCCUUGAUUCAACAAGCAUCAGUUUCAGCUAUUAUUUUCGGCUUAUUUUGAGCUUUUUUUUGUCAUAUUUUUGAUAAUUGAUUCAUCAUCAAACAGAUUUUCUCUGUCACCUGGAAAAGAAAUUUGAAUGUUCACUCUGGACAUAUUUUUCUUUUUGAGAAUGCAUUUAGUAUCGUUUCCCUUAUUUGAUUUCAAUACCCAACUUUAAUUUAUAAAUAUGAAGUUCGUUCAUUUUUUCCUUAAAUUCCGUUACAGAGCCGAAAAAGAAGAAGAAGAGCACAAGAGGAACCUGCAGAUGUACGUUUUCGCGGCGCGCUGUAUCGCCUACCCUUUCAACGGCCAACAAACCGGCGACAUGGCGCGACGGCAGCUGAAAGUUAACAAGCAUGAGCUGGCACGGAUUCGAGACAGGUGGAAAACGUCCGUUUUUUCGAGAAAACAGCAAGUUUUUCAGAUUUCAUUCGUUCCUCAAAGGGGAGACGAACAUUGCGGCGGAUGAGGCGUUGACCAAAGCGAUUCAGAGUUACUACGAAGUUUUCCUCAAAUCGGAGAGGGUCCAGAAAGUCGUCCAUGCCGGCGGCUUCUCGCAGCAUGACUUUCGAGAGGUUUUGAAAGGGAGAAUAAAGACAUAAAGACAUCCAAGGCUUGAAAAUUACACAAAAAUGCGUAUCUACACUAAGAAACAUUAUUUUACUUUUUGUAACGGAUUCCUCGAAAAUAUGUAGUCCGGAAUACUCCUUGAUGUACUAGAAGAAGGUCCUGAAAGGAUAGAACUGAAGAACUUACUAUUUUUCGAGAAAGGUCACCUCGAAGUCAAAGAAACCAUGAAAGUCUGUCAAAUUGGAUUUUCUCAAACUUUGAGCUUUUGUUUUUUGAGAAAUAGAUAGUUUCGAAGUUUGAGACUUCAAGGAUUUUCAGCUUGUGAAUCAAAGAGUGUUUUGAAGGGUUAUCAGAAACUUUCUAGCUAUUUAUAAAAUUAGCUUUCUUGUAAGUUAGCUAGGUUAAAAUUAAGUACUUUUUAGGUUUUCCGGUUAAACAUCGAGAAACGGAUACGGUCGCUACCCGAUAUCGAAGGACUUUCAAAAGACACGGUAUUGAAUUCGUGGCUGACGAAGUUCGACGCGAUCAUCAAGGGUGACGAAGAUGCGCAGGCCAGAAACGCUAGGUUUACUUUGAGAGGAUACUUUUUUUGAAGGCUAUCAAUCAAUAAUUCAAUCAUUGUUUGGAGUGAAUAUAUGAAUCGAAAGAGGGACUCUACAUUUCCAUCAAAUUUCUUCAGAAUCGGUUCAUUGUUGUGUUUUUAUAGAAACCAUAAAACACAAAAACCAAAAAAAAAACACCAUCCUAUCAUCGCAAAAAGGGGGCGGGGCUUGAGGGUCUUUAGUCAUAAAUGUGCAUUGAUCAAUUUUUCUUACUAAGUUCUUCAAGAUUUCUAGAAUCUUUCCUAAAACUUAAGUUGGUAAAAUUGGAUGAAGUUUUACAGAGGCCGGGUCAGGAACGCUCAAAAUCAGCCGAAUGUCGAUUCGGUUCUGGGAAAAGAGCAGUUAUAUGACAUGUUCCAACAAGUUCUGGGUAUCAAGAAAUUCGAGCAUCAGAUUAUCUUCAACGCACUUCAGGUGAGAGAAGAGAAGAAAAUUUAAAACGAGAUUAGUAAAUAAAUCAAAUUGUUUAUACCUGCGCUUUGAAUGAAGCGACCGUUUUUUUUUUCUUGGAGUACUCGUGAAAGGAAAUUUACAGUACUUUUAGCCAUAGAGCUUGUUUUGUGAAUUCAUAGAUUAUUUUUAAGCUGAAAAUUAUGUAAAAACCUUUUCCUGCUGUUCUUUUAUACUCUCGAAAAGCUGAAAUUUGGAGUUCUGAAAAAUAUUCACAAGACGUAUCGCUUUUUCUUUCUCAAAAAUAAAACUUGAUUGAGUGACUGAAGUAAGUGGAAUUCGAUCAAGAAUGAGUAAGCGUUUUCAGCUGGAUAACCCCGAUGAACAAGCGGCGGCGAUUCGAAGAGAGUUCGCGACACGGGAAGAAGCUCUGAAAGACAUUGGCAAGGUAAAAAAAUAUCAAUAAAAAAAUUCAGAUUAACGGAGUUUAUUAAAAAAAUAAGCUUGAAAGUGAAGAAAAAAAUGAUAGGUCGAUAAAACUGAAAAACAAAAAUUUAGUUUUUCCUCGAUUUUUGAAUUUUUUUCUUUUUUUAAGUUUGAAUUUCAGGGUGCAUUUUUUUCGGUUCCGGGCGUCGUUGAUCAACGUUUUUUUAAUAUCUUAUAUUUAAAAAAAGUUCCGCGUCACGGGAACAAAAAAUCAAAGAUAUGGUUCAAUAUUUAUUUUUAAUCGAGAAACGAACCUGAAAAUCUGAAAAAAUUGAACUGGAUCGUUUGAGAAAGAUUGAAUAUUUCUCGAUUUUUAAUUUAUUCGAAAAAGUUUCCGUUCAAAGGCUUUUCCCUCGUCUCUUUAGACUUUGAUGAACGAGAUUUUUCGAAAUGUUCUCUAUUGAAAAAAAAGUUUUAAGAUGCGCCGAUUGAUGCCGAAAUUCGUUGUAAAAGACAUGGAGACGUUGUACAUGGACGAGGUCCGAAUGUCGAUAAAUCAGUUGAUUUCCAACCUGGAAACUGUGCCGGUGACGCCUCGGGGGCAGGCUGUUGGGAAACGAAAGGACAAGUCUCGGUAUUUUUUAGAGCUUUUUCUUUCCAUUUCAUCUUAGAUUAUGAUGGUUAUUUGGAAGGUUGUAUUGUUCUUUUUUAGAAAAGUUUUCACUAGAUUUUCAAUAUUUUUUGAAGUUUUCAACUUUUCAAAGAUUGAAGUGGUUUAGUUAACCUGGGAAUGUGAGACCAUUGAUCUUUUUCAAGAAAAGAAAUAAUUUUGAAAUGACCCUUUUUUUAAAUAUUUAUAAUCUCUUCUCAUCUUUUUUGGAUUGACAGCGUUCCGAAAAAAUAUGGAGCUUAAGGAAUUUUUUAGAACUUUAGAACUGCAAAGAAGCUUAAAAAGUCUGAAACGACGGAUUAGACUUGUCAAAAUUUGAACAAAAAAAGGGCUCAUAAGGGCAGUCUCAAUUCAAAAAAUGGAACUUAUUCAUUUCUUUUUUUGGCAAGGGAACUCAAUUUUGAAAAAAAAAAAUGGCCGAUUGAACGUUUCAACUCAUACACGGUAAUAUAUGUCUAACUCAAUUUUCGAUUUAUCAUACUUUCAAAGCUUUUUUUGAUCGAAAAUCCUUGAAAAUGAUAUUUUUCAUUUGUAAAAACCUUCCAAAUAAUCAUUACAGAUCAUCUAAAAUCCUACUUUUUCCUUCUAUUCUUUCUUCUAACUUGAAAAAGCCCAUUGAUUCGAUUUACAGAAAUCAAACCAAGACCAAACGGUACGUAGAACUCUUCUGUAUUUUUCUCACGCACUGACCUGUCCGUUUUCUUCUUUUAUUGGUUUUUAUUGGGAAGUACAUGGGCAAAUUAGUCAGAUGUGUCCUAACAAGUGACUUGUCUUGGAUUGAAACACGAAAACCGACUAAACAAAGCAACUAAUCCUGAUUGUUGCCUGGCCUGGGAAGCUUCAUGGGAUUUGAACCACGCAGAAGAAAUGGCUCAAUUUUCAUGCUCCGUUUUUUUUUUCUUCUUUCUGUCCUUACUCUUUUCCUGUUAUGUCUUGUCCGGUCAUGUCUUUUGAAAUCCUGUUGGAAUCACUCACACUUUUUUUUUACUUUUUUUCAAUUGUCCUCUGUCUGACAAGCAAUGAAAAUUGCAUGGGGAUGGGUGUUUGGAAGUCAAAACGCCAAAAAGUUAAUCAAGUGCGCUCCAUGAACAAAUGCUUCAAAUACGAUUUUCAAGAAAUUUGAAAUUUUCCGAAACUUCUGAAGAAUUAUCAACCAAAUGUGGUUUAAAGGCAAACUUUAUUCAUGGAAUGCAUUUGAAUUUAGAAUUUUUUUUUGUCAGCAAGUUUCGUAAAUUUAAUAUCUGUGUAUACAUCAAACUGACAAAUGCUACGAAUGAAGAAAAAAGAGUUUCAUCGCUUUUUUUUAAUGAAUGAAUUCACCUGGAUCCGCACUCAUGAACGUUCAUUUUGGAAAAAAAACGCGAUUUGAAACCUCACACUGGAGUUAAUUUUCGCGGCGGAAUCGCGAAAAACAAGCACUAAAAAUCGUCACUGGAGCACGACUGCACACAGCAACCAUGUUGAAAAUCAUGCAAAUUUUUUAUAAGUUUUUUUUUAGAUCGCGAAGUAUUGAAGACCUCUCGCUGUUCAACAGGUUUGUUCUGUCGAUGAGAAAAAAGCUUUGAAUGAUGAAAAAAUGUUUAAAGCAUGAUUCGCUUCAAAUUUAAAUAAUUUUCCGCUUUUUAACAUCAAAAACUGUAUGCUCGCAGAAUGCGCCAAUAGCUCGUUCCUGACGCUUUCUUGUUCUGCUGACGCAUUUUCUGACAUCGCUUAUGAUUUUUUUUUUCAAUUUUUUCAUCUUUUGAAAUCGAAAGAAUUCGCGCUUCCUCGUCUUCUCAUAUCUAAUUCUAUUGUUUUGUUGGUUCUUUGGCAUUCUUGGCUGAAACAUUUUAACUGUUAUGAGCGGGUUGAUUGCUUGGGUGAGUUGCUGCGUUGCUUUUCUGUGAUUUUUUGUCAACGACGGGUUGGAUAAAUUGGAAUUUUCAGUUUGAAACGAAGGACGAGCUCGAGUAGUUUGAACAAGGGAGAAAGUGACGACGGCGAAGUUACACUUACGAAAAGCGAUGUUGUUUUGGCUCUUAAUAUGGAGGUGCUUUUUUUUUUUGGAAAUUGACAGUUAAUUAAUUUUCUUGUCUGGGUACUUUAUUUCAGUUUGAUAAAAAAAAAAGAAAAGAUAAUUUUAUAUGAAGAUCAUCACAAUUUAAUCAUUUUUCUGACAGCUUUUAUGUGGCUCGAUAUCUUUAUUUAAUUUUUUUUGUGCUGAAAAAUCUGAGUGUUUUUCUUUGUUUUGACAAAAAACUAGGAACUUUAGGUCGUUGUCAUGGAAGUUCAAGGUUUGAAGUCCGUCCAACCUAACCGAAUAGUCUACUGUACAAUGGAGGUCGAUGGCCACAAGCUCCAGACUGACCAUGCCGAAGCCUCAAAACCAAAGUACAUUCCGAAAAAAAAAACACCAUCCAAUUCAAACUUCAGAUGGGACACUCAGGGAGAUUUCUCAACGAAAAACCCAUUGCCUGUUGUUAAAGUGAAGUUAUAUUCUGAAGUCAAAAGCAUCGUCUCUUUUGAAGACAAGGAACUUGGAAAGGUUCCUUAUCUCUUUUGAAAUUCCGAAUAAGAAUUAUUUUUAGGUUGUAAUACAACCGACGCCGAACUGCACUCGGAAUCCAGAAUGGUACACGAUGACUCUGCCGAAAAAUAGUCAAGACCCAAAUUUGAAAAUUCGGAUCGCGAUCAGAGUGGAGAAACCGCCGAAUUUGAAGUAUUGCGGGUAUUGCUACUGCUUGGGAAGAAGUGCGUGGAAGAAAUGGAAGAAGCGGUUUUUUUGCUUGGUUCAGGUGAGAAAUUUCUUUUUCACGGAGAAACUGAAAUAAAUAGAUCAUUUUUGAAAAAUAGAACUCAUGAGUUUAGAAUCAGAGCAUUUUUUUGAAAGUUUUUUUGAAAGUUCUUAAACAAAAAAAUUUCACAAGAGAUUAAACCAUUUUAAAACUGCCUAAGUCAACAAACUGAUAACAAAAAAAUAAAAAAACCUCAUCAGCCUAAAUUUUUCUUGCUGAAACAGUGAAACCAGAAUUUUUUUGUUCCUUGGUUAAAAAAAUUUUUAAAAUUGUAAUUUGUCGAAAAUGACAUUGACUAAACACAGAAAUUCAGGUUUCCCAGUACGCCUUCGCCGUGUGCAGCUUCCGACAAAAGAAGUGCGAUCCGACAGAAUUCAUCCAACUCGACGGCUUCACCAUCGAUUAUAUGCCCGACCCAGACCAAGAACUCGCCGCACAAGGGGGGAAGCACUUCUUCACGGCGAUCAAGGAGGGAGACGAGCUGAAGUUCGCGACGGACGACGAGAACGAGCGGCAUUUGUGGGUGCAAGCCCUGUACCGCGCCACGGGCCAGGCCUACAAGCCGGUGCCGCCCAAACAGUCGACCGUGGCGCCGAAAGCUCAGGGCUUCCAGGACAAGGCCAGCAAACACGGCAUGGACGCCCUCAUACAGGUGAGCCACGGCUAAGUUUUCUUCUCACUCGUAUUGCCGAGUUUGAGAUUUUAGAGCUGCUGUCAACUUUCUCUACAAAGAAAAAAAAAACUUAUGUAGGUUCUAGAAAGUUCUUGACGGUUUUUGUAUGAAUCAAAAGCAUAGGCUUUUACUAUCAUUUUCAUUGAAUCGGCUAAAAAAUGCGUGAAAGGUCGUAUUUUUUUUUUAGAAUUCUUUGAGACUGUCAUGAAAACUUUCGAAGAAUUAAGAGACUUCACUUUAAGAGCGUUCGCUUGAUAUUUUUUCUGAUUUUAGAAAAUUUUGUGAGAUUUUGAAGCGAUCUAGAUACUUUUUGAGCUCUCGGAAUUUUUCUUAUAGCUUUCAAGUGUUUUUGUGUGGUUUCAAUCCUUGGGAUAGCUUCGAUGAAAUUUUUCACAAAAAUCAGUGAUUGUUGAAAGUUUCUAUAAGAAUAUUGUUUCAUUAGCUUUUUUUUUACUUUUCUCUAAAAUGGACUACAAUUUUUUGAGUCAUCCUGCAUCCACCAAAUUAGAGCUAUUUUUUUUUUACCACAAAAUUCUUUUCCAGGCUGACAUCAUUAACUUCAACCACGACCACCUCUUCGCGGAUAUUCAGAAGUCGACGCUGCAAUACCGAUUAGAAGAGCCGAUUUGUUCCUUGGUAAUCCUUUGAAAUAGUUUCCGAUGAAAUUCGAAUUUUCAGGGCUGGUUCUCGCCGGGACAAGCGUUCGUUCUGGAAGAAUACUGUGCGAGGUACAUGGUCCGAGGGUGUCAUCGACACGUGACGCUGCUCUGCGCCCUGCUGGACAAGGCCGACGAAGGGCUUCUCAUCGACCCGGCCUUGAUCCACUACUCGUUCGCCUUCUGCGCGUCCCACGUCCAUGGCAACCGAACUCUUCCUGACCGUCAGGGGUUUCCCGAUCAACUCCAGCUUCUUCUUGAAGAAAAGAUUGGUUUCAGACCGGAAGGCGUCGGGACUGUGUCGUUGGAGGAGAAGGAGAAGUUCCAGGAGAUCAAAGAACGACUCAGGGUUCUUCUUGAGAAGCAGAUCACUAACUUUCGGUAGGUAUUUAAUGGAAAAGAAUGAAUUUUUUUGCAUACGUAUUUCUUCUAAAGUUUUAUUCCGAUAUCAAUUAAUAGGUACUUCAUAACUUUACGUUUUCCUCUUAAUCUAUUUUAACUUCUAUUUUUCUCUACUCGUCUUUGUAUGGAAAAAUGCGACCUCUUUCUUUUGUUUCCUCCGAGGUGCUUGUUAGUCAUGCCGAAAAAUUAAUAAAAGAAAAGAGAGGUUUGCUGUUUUCAAGCUGUAGCGAGAAAAGUAUAUCCAAAAUAGACAAAUGAGCAGACCAUUUAUAGAGGCCGUCAACCUUUUUUUGCCACUCCCACACUUAAAUUAUAGUCAUUAUCAACUCCUGCGUUUAAAAUUUGUUUUCAUCGUUGCCAACAAUACCUCCUUUGAAAUCUUUUCACAUGCUCUUUUGGUAAGUUUUUGUGAAAUAACCCCUCCUCCUGGGCUAUUUGAGUUCUUAACUUGUCCAUGUUUGUUUGUUUCUAGGUACUGCUUCCCGUUUGGACGACCUGAAGGCGCGUUGAAAGGCACGUUAUCUCUACUGGAACGGGUUCUGAUGAAAGAUGUCGUGUCGCCGGUACCGCCAGAAGAAGUUCGAGCCGUCAUCCGGAAAUGUCUCGAAGACGCCGCCUUGGUCAACUACACGCGGAUAUGCAAUGAAGCCAAGAUUGAACGUAAGUCUUUGAAAAAACAAACUAGAAAAAUUAGCGACAAAUCAUCUUUCAAGCUAUAUAGGGGUUUUGAAUGAGAUCUUUAUUUUUCGACCUUUCUUUGGGGUUCUAUACCAUUAUUUUCUGAUGGUCUGCUCGCACGUGAAAUGGCUCAAAGUGUCUCUCUUCGGUGGGAAUUGGAUUUACAAGGCACUUGGUCGCAUUCUUGGUUAGACCCCUAAGCCGUUUUAGGUGGAAAAUGCUCCAAAACGACUGCUUCACAGCCUUUAUGAGCCGAUCCAUUCCAUUUUUGGGCAUAAAAUUGUUUCAAUAUAUGAAAGAACUAAAAGGAAUUUUUUUGGUUUUUAGGAAACAUUAUUUAAUUUUUCUUUCAAAUAAAUAAUUGAAAAAAAAUGUUCAUUGAGCGUUUUUCCAGAACGUAUGGGCAUAGAUGUGAGUCCACAGCAGAGGAUAGAAGAUAUGAUUCGAGUGACCGAAUUUUGCAUUGAUUUGCUCAAGGAAAAUGAAGAACACCAUGGCGAGGUUGGUUCUUUUGUCCUCAAUUUCCUAAUUUUCCUUCCAAAAUAAUUUCAAAUAAAUAUUUUUAGCAACUCCGCGGCGUAAGUUUUCUAUCUCUAUUCUAUACAUAUAGCGUUUGUUUUUCCCAAAUGAGUGCUUUUUUUUCUGGUCGCUUUUUUUUUGUAAUUUUGAGAUUUUGAAAUUGGGACACAUAGCCGUUGAUUACCCUUUUAUGUUGUUCACCUCAUUGCAAUAUUGAAAUUUUAGGAAAAAAGUUCAAAAAUGCACCAUUUUACACGCCUUUUUGUUUUUAUCAUAAUUUUAUUGCUUUUCUUGCAUUUUCAAUAGGGGAAUUGUUUUUUUUAGGGAUUUAGAGGAUUUUCACACGCUUUUUGUUUUUAUGAUAUUCCUAAGAGCUUUUUUUGCUGUUUUGAGAAAGUUUGAGUUUUUCUCAACGAAAAUGUUAUAGCUUUUUGGAAGAUGGUGUGCAGAUGAAAAAUUCCGGACUUGCCGAAAGCGAGAGAGUAUAAGAAAAACGGAGAGUUUAGAAGUUUAUCCAUGUCUACUGCCUUUCUUCUUUUCAUUACUUUGAGCUUUCGAUAAUUCUAGAAAUUUUCUCUGUCCUGCAUCUUUUGAGUAGGUGUGCAGUGAAUAAAACAUUCCGAAUGUUUUCGGCCGCGUCGCGUGUUGCGUCGCGGUCCUAAUCAUUUCGGAAUGACCGUUUUUGUUGUUUGUACGUUGGGGAGAGGACGAAAAUGGUUUCCACCAAAAACGUCCAUUUUUCAGGCUUUUGCUUGGUUUUCCGACCUUUUAUCGGAUCAUUCGGAGAUUUUCUGGUCUUUGUACUCUGUGGAUUUGGACUCGGCGAUGGAAGUUCAGCCAUCGGACAGCUGGGACUCUUUUCCUCUGUUCCAAAUGCUCAACGACUUUUUGUUAUCUGAACGUUUGAGUCUCUCGGUUUCUCCAAAAAGGCAAAACCUUUCAGCAUCUCUGAAGGGCGGAAUCUUUCACAAUAAGCUGGUCCAGCAGUUCCAGCCUCUUGUUGUACGAUAUAUUGACCUUAUGGAACACUCUAUCGCCCAAUCGAUCGAUAAAGGUUUCCAGAAGGAGAAGUGGGAGGCUAGGAAGUUUGAAAAAUCAAGAUAUGGAUAAAUAGUUUCUGAGUGUUAAGAGAAGGAUGCGCGACUUCGGAGGACAUUUAUUGGAAGUUGGAUGCCUUGCUGGCGUUUGUGGUCGAUUUGAAUUGGCCUGAGGAAGAGUUCCGCCGAUAUCUCCAAGUUCGGAUGAAAAGUUUGACGUCGGAGAUGAUUUCCAAGGUGUCCAACAGGUAGGAAAAAUUCGAGAUUCUCCAAAUAUUAGUUGUCUUCUUCACUCUCUGUCGGCUUUUUUGAAUCUUAUGAAAUAACUUUGAACAGUGCAUUAUGAUCCUACAAGUACUUCGAGUAACUUUUGAAAAAAAUCUAACUUUUCUCUACUUUUUCACAACACAAGUUUAUUUCAUAGAACACCGAAAAAUAAAAAUAAAAUUUUAUAGCACGUACCAACAAUUCGACAACUGGAUGCAAAGGGCCAAAAAGUCGACGGAUUGGAUGCUGCCGUCUGAAGUUUGCGUGAUGAUCAACGUGAUGUUCAGCUCGAAAACCAGAGCGACAAGGGUAGCCGUCGAUGCUGGAGAGGUACGAAAAAUGUCUCAAAAAAGAAAAAACAUUUUCCUGCAGUACAAGUACCAAUCAAAACUCGAUGAAACGCUCGACACUAUGCUGAAGGAUAUGGAAACGUGUAUACAGGUUUAAUUGUCCUGAAAAUAAAGUGGAGAACAUGGAAAGAUUCCAGGAGAAAAUGUUGGGUGUUUUGGAAAGCGUUUUGACCCGAUUGGCGCGGUACGACGAGGGGAAUCCGCUUGGCGCCAUUUUAAAUAUUACGGUAGGUUGCCUAUGAUUAUUAGUCUAAUAUGGAUGGGACGAAAUGAGUCCAUAAUAGCGAAGUUUUCAAUAUGAAUAAUAUUUUUGUAUAACGAUAUAUUCCAGCCCAAGCCUUCUUCGAUCUUCAACAAGAUGAAGACGAUGGUCGGCGAUUCAUCGGCGCAAACUGCCGCAGCAGCGGUAAAAAGAAAGAAAUGAUUUGCGGAAACGCAAAUAAAUGUUUCAGAGACAGCCCCUCACGGCUCAACAAUCCACUGGACACAUCGGCAACUCGUACGUGAUGUUCAUGCGUGGCUGCUCCGAGCUGUUGCGGCAGGUCGUCACCGACGAGAUCUGGGUCAACUGCUUGUUCGAGGUACCGGCUGAAGACAGGAUAAACAUGAAGCUUGAUUUUGUUCAGCAUUGGUACGACAGUCAGAUGAAGUCGAUCAACGAGUGGCUCAUCGAACGUCUUCAGCAAUCCCUGAGUCCGACUCAGUUCGUCUCCCUUUCCCAUAUUGUCAAGGUAGGAAUGGUAAAACUUUUCAAGAAGCCCAAAAAAUUCAUAUUUUAUUUGCUAAGGAAACUUCUAGAGUCUGAAGUAAUUAUAAGAAAAUUUUGAUUAUUUUUGUAGUCAUUUUGACUAUAAAUUUGAACUUUUCGUUUCAGUGUACGCUUUAGGGCUUCAAAGCUGUAGUGGCCACUAUAGUAAUCAAAUUAGUGGACACUUUGAAUGACGAAAAUUUAGUGGUCUCUUUAAGAGUCUUAGUGGCACUACUAGAACAUUAAAAACUACUGUAGUGGCCACUAAGAAACAAAAUAAUGGUUUCUAUAGAGGUUGUUUUAGUGGCCAUUCUAGUGUUUUCUUCUAGAAGUUCUUGAGGAACCUCUUACAUGGCCACUAAAGUUUUCACCAGAACUAGCUAGAAGGAAUCAGGAUAUGUUGGAUUUUAGCCAAACUAUCAGCAAAAGUGAACAACUUGAUUCAGUUUCAGACGUUACUGUUUGUUCUUUUCAAAUUGACUGCUUUAUUUUUGAAAAGUAGCUUUCAAUUAUUUUUUCAUCGAGCUCAAUUAUGCUCUUUUUUCUAGAAAGUCUACUCCGACUUUGAACUGCAAGGAAUCGACGACGAACGACUCAACAGCAAGACCUACCAGUCGAUCAAUCGGCGGCUGCAGUUGGAGGAGACCAACUCACAGUUACACGAUCAUGGUACAUUAUAUUUUCUUUUUCGAUUUUUCGAAACUGAACGGAAUAUUCUUUUUCCUAAACUCACAAAGGUCUUUCUUUCAGGAGCAUCGAACGGUUCGGCCUCCGUUUUGCCGACUUCGCUGAGCAACGCCACGGCGGCUGUCUCCAACAUGGGAAGCCUGAUGGAAGGCGCCGGAUCCAAGAUGUUCUCCUUGUUCAAAUGA
This is a messenger RNA of Caenorhabditis auriculariae, 15145 nucleotides long. The record is from the annotation of a GenBank genome assembly. Lineage: Eukaryota; Metazoa; Nematoda; Chromadorea; Rhabditida; Rhabditidae.